AUGUAUCCCCCCCAGUCCAUCGACCCCCGCGCCGGCAUCCUCAGCUUUGCCGCCCGGCCCAGCCUGCUCGACCCGGCCCCCGCCCCUGGGCCUCCGACGACGCACCACCACCGGAGCUCGUCGCUGAGUGCGCUCGUCCGACGGAGCUCGACGCGGCGGCGGUCUGGGCUGGUUCCCGGGCGCCAGCAGAGCACGACGACGGCAGCCGAGCUGGCGGCGACGGUGAGCCGCGGGCGGGCAGGGAUGGACGAGCCGAGCAGCGAGCACGCCCCGCUGCUCGCCCUGCCCAUCAUCCAGCCGCGCCCGAGCUCCGCCUGGCACUCCGCCUACGACCUCGACCGGCGCUCGUUCCGGGUCAGCCUCGCCCAGCCGCGCCAGCAGGUCACCAGUCUGCUCGCCCUCAGCUCCAUCCCGCGCCCCCUCACCCCGCCCUUCGACGACGAGCGCGAGAGCUCCGCCAGCGCCAUCCUCGCCGCCACCCGCACCGCCAUCGAGGAGGAGGCCAUCCAGGCCGCCAUCGCCGCCUCCCUCCAGCCGGACCCCCGCCAGGCCUGCUGGGCCGACCAUCGCCGGGCAGCCCACCCGCAUCGGAGGGACAGCACCGCCGCCCACUCAGACGAGCCGCGCCCACGCCCACAGACGACGAUCGAGCUCGGGUUCUGGUCCGAGGGCGCCCGGACGGCGCGCAGGAUGCUCGACGAGGCCCCGCCGCCGUGCUCGGCCGGCAUGGCCGGGACUCCCACCCGGGAAGCCGCCGCCAGGAACAGCAGUGCACAGCAGCGCCUGCUCGAGGGCCAGCUGCGCCUCCACCAGCACCCCGCCACCCAGAUCCACCGCAUCAGGACAUCCCCCUCCUCAUCCUCAUCCUCAUCCUCAUCCUCAGACGACGACGACGACGACCGCUCCGCCGACUCAGAGUCAGACGACGGGCCCUACUCCUCCCCCAACACCUCCCCAGACUCGCCCCGCCUGCCCAGCCUCUGCGCCCCCGCACCGCCAGCAGGACCCCCGCCCAGUGAGACCCACCAGCAGCCUCCCCUCCCCCUGCCCAGAUUGACCACCCCGUCAUCCCUGUCCACCCGCAGCCUCGCCUCGCCCGAACUGAGCCCAGCCAUGCUGUCCCAGCUGCGCGCCUCCCUCCAGCCCAGCCUCCCCAAGCCCCGCCCGGACAUCGCCGAGCCCCUCGACAGCCCAGAGGACGCCCGCCACCAGCUCUCGCCCGGCCCGCUCUCCCACACCCUCUCGCCCUCCUCGAUGAGCCACGCCAGCCUCAGCCCCGUCUCGCCCGGCUUCCACGCCGCCUCCGACACCACCAACCCCAUCGCCGCCUCGCCCAGCUCCGCCUCCUGGCCCCUCCCUGCCAAGCCCGCACCCAUGCCCGCGGAGACCUUUGUCAUCGUGCGCCCCCCGCCCGGCAAGCACAACCACCCUCUGAACCUCCAGAUCCAGCUCGUCCUCCCUGCUCCCAUCCACCCCAGCCGCGACCCCAGCCUCUCCACCCCCAGCGCAACCAGCCCCACCCACCCACACCCGCCGCCCCAGAUCUUCGCCGGGGGGCCGGUCUCCGCCGCCCCCGAAUCCUUCGACUCCCACGACCACCACUCCCUCGCCCUCAACCGCACCCAGAGCAUCAGAUCCGCCCACUCCACCCGCUCCUCCCGCAGCAACCGCACCACCAGCUCGGCCAGCGAAGGCCGCAACCGCCGCGUCACCCCGCUCUACAACCUCCAGUGGCACACCGUCUUGCCCACCUGGAUCAGCGACGCCGGCACGGACGCCAAAGUGGCCAAGUUCGCCAAGAAAGGCAUCGAGCUCGUCGACCUUGCGAGCAUCGAGCCGAGCGAGAUCCGGAGCGCCCGGUACGCGGCCGACCUUGCCCUACUUUUGGCCGGAGGCGCGCCGACGAGUCCGCCUGCGCAGACGACCACCUUCCAGGUCUCGCCGGCGCCGUCGAGUGCGUGUCUGGCUUCGACGGCGGGGAAGCCGGAGGGGCGGCCGAACGCGGCGGCGCUGUUCAACAAGGUGAAGCGGAUGAGCGUGUUCAGCAAGAAGACUGGGCCGAAAGCGACUGAGGCCGGGCCGGCGGGCGGGGCGAAGAAGGGCGGCGACGGCCGGACGGGCAGCCACAGCGACCUGCCCUCGACCAACGCCGGGCUGUCCUCGGUCGGCCCCGCCAUGGAUGCCGAGGGCAGGAGGGCCGAGGGGUACGUGUGGGUCGUCCGCAAGUGGGCCAAGCCCGAGGUGGUCGACUGGCUCGCCGGCGCGCCCAACAACGCCGCCGUCUCCGCGGUCUAUCUCGAGUGGCGAAGGGCGAAGAAGCGCGCAAGGGCCCCCGCCAAGCCCAAGCAUCCCGCCGCACUCUCUCCCCCCGCCGUCCCGCCUCCCCCUCCGCCGCCCGCCCCGCCCGCCGUCGAAGACCCCCACGAGCCGCCCGGCCAGCCCGAGGACCACCAGCCCAUCCUCCCUGACUCCGCACUCAAGCUCUUCUUCCUCCCCGCCGCGACCACCGCCGUCACGAGCUUCUUCGGCCGGCUCGCGAAGGCCGUCGACCCGGCGGCCUCUCCCCGCGCCAGUGUCGACCAGCCCCCGACGGCCCCCGCAGAGCCUGCACCCUCGGACGACGGGCCCACCGCAGCGUCCACCGCCGAGUCCACCGCCGAGUCCACCACCGAAUCUACUGCUGAAUCCACCGCUGAAUCCACCGCCGCCGAGUCCGAGGAAGAAGAAGAGGAGGACGAGCCCGACAGCGACCCGGAAGACUCGGAGAGUCCAUGGCUGUGCGAGCUGGUCGUCCAAGCGGGGCCGGGCGACGAGCGGCGACAGCUGGUCGCCCGGCUGACGCCGCACCCGCACCACCCGAAGCUAGUCGCCCAGCUAGCCGUGCCAUGGGCCCUGGCGCCCGUCGCCCUCCUCCCGCCCACUGAGGACGAGGGCCUGGUGCUGGAGGUGGACGAGGUCAAGGACCUCGUCGCGGCCACCUGCAUGUGGCUCGUCGUCAAGGAACGCCUCGGCGGCGUCGGCAAGCGCCGCAAGGGCGACCGCGCCUGGCGCAUCUGA
Messenger RNA from Puccinia triticina, 3057 nucleotides. RefSeq lists its product as uncharacterized. The coding region runs from base 1 to 3057 and encodes 1018 amino acids. The record is from RefSeq and is a predicted model, not a curated record. The transcript has 2 exons. NCBI's taxonomy places the organism in Eukaryota, Fungi, Basidiomycota, Pucciniomycetes, Pucciniales, Pucciniaceae.